CGCGACAGCGGCAGAAACGAAAGCUGGCCAGAUUAGCCGCACAGUCAAGCGCACGCGUUGGGCCGAGCCUGUUGGCGCGCAUGGUCCCAAGAUCCACGCCGCGCUGCGCCCCAGCGACCACUGCUCGCCGUUCAUCCUGCUUGACCACGCCUCGAUGCCCCGCGAGACCGGCUUCCCAGACCACCCGCACCGCGGGCUGACGACCGUCACGAACAUUCUGCAGGGGCAGUGGGCGCACGAGGAUUUCCUCGGCAACUGCGGCACGCUGCAGCCCGGCGAGGUGCAGUGGAUGUCAGCGGGGCGGGGCAUAAUGCACUGUGAGAUGCCGGUGCAUGAUGGGCCAAACGCUGUGGAUCCGGUCGCACUGCAGUUGUGGGUUGACCUGCCGGCGGAGAAAAAGAUGGUUCCUCCGAGCUAUCAAGGGCUGAAGAAGGAGGAGAUUCCCGUUGCGCGCCCGAGCGAAGGCGUCGAGAUUGGGGUCAUCUCGGGCGAGAGCCACGGUGUCGUGAAUGAAAAGCGCGAGGUGGCGCUAGGCGGGACGUGGUGGUUGGACAUCAAGCUGUCCAAGCCAGGGGCGAAGGUCUGGCAGCCCAUCCCAGCGGGAUGGACGGCAUUUAUCUACAUUGUCGAGGGGAAUCUUCAGGUUCACGAGGGCGCGCCCAUCGACGAGCAGAACACAGCCAUCCUAACUAAAAACUCUGAAGAAAACGGCGUGCUCCUCCGCUUGCCCAGCGGCGAUAGUCGCCCCACGCGGGCGGCGCUGUUCGCUGGCCCGCCGCUUGACCAGGCCGUUUACACGCGUGGGCCAUUCGUGAUGACGAAUAAGAAGGACGCGUAUGCUGCUGUGGACGACUUUAAUGCGCGCCGCAACGGGUUUGAGAAUGUUGAGGGGUGGCGGAGCUCCAUUGGCAAGGGAAUGCGGAUCCGUUUCCCAGAGAUCGGCAUUAAAUAGCUCGGAGAUGCGGCUAGUGGAACAGCCAGGGCGAUGAGACCCCGUUUCGCAAGGAGAGCUGAUUAUGAUUGAAUUGUAGCCCGAUAAGCUUACCCACCAUUGGGCCUUGCAAAAGUUCCUCAG
Molecule: messenger RNA, 1075 nt
Organism: Cutaneotrichosporon oleaginosum
Lineage: Eukaryota; Fungi; Basidiomycota; Tremellomycetes; Trichosporonales; Trichosporonaceae
Source: RefSeq, a predicted model, not a curated record